Colletotrichum navitas is the source of this 2653-nucleotide messenger RNA. RefSeq names its product ferric reductase like transmembrane component. The record is from RefSeq and is a predicted model, not a curated record. Lineage: Eukaryota; Fungi; Ascomycota; Sordariomycetes; Glomerellales; Glomerellaceae. Gene Ontology annotation, cellular component: plasma membrane. The transcript has 3 exons. Bases 480 to 2231 code for a protein of 583 amino acids. Gene Ontology annotation, biological process: intracellular iron ion homeostasis; iron ion transport; copper ion import. Gene Ontology annotation, molecular function: ferric-chelate reductase activity.
CUCUCUCUCUCUCUCUCUCUCUCUCUCUCGACGGUCACUUAUUCAGUUCUUGUCCUUCUCUUCCUCAAGAUUUCUCCUCGAGUGACGUCUCAACCCACGACGACGUCCUUUCCCCCUUCACGCUGACCAUCUUCAUUUCUUGCAUUGACUGCACUCUUCGACUUUUUCUUUUCAUCGGGGCUUGCCUUUUGUUUGGAAGGUGCCUAUCGUGCCGGCCUCGAGAUAUUUCAAAGAGCCUUAUAGAGACGACAUUUUGCUUAACAGACAACCCCUACUACUACUGUAUGACCGACGACCCCCUUGACUACACACAACGACUACGCACACCUUGCUACGCUCUCAUUCCGCUCUCGGUAUUUGGAUUCGAAUUGCUGGGCGACGUGUCGAUUCUACUGUAACCAGUGUCCCCUUUUGGAACGAUCAGCCGACGCAACCUCUCUUCCUCUUCGACCAUAGUCUGAAUCUUCAACACGUUCACCAUGGCUGGUGGAGGCGCAACAACUUCACCCGAGCAGAAAAAGGCGGCCCUUGAGGCUGCUCUUGAGAACCAGGCUCUCUCCAACUACUUGUUCUAUAUUUGCGCCAGUAUCUCUGCAGCUGUCAUUAUCUGGAGGGUCUGGACGGUCAUUGUCAAAUAUGUUCGCACCGUCGCCUCUUUGAACAACGACAACCAGCGAUACUUUGCGCAGUCCGACUCCAAGGUUUCCUGGAUCAAAAGGAAUGUUCUUUAUGCCCCGGUCUUCAGCAAGCGUCACAACCGUGAGAUUCAGCUCAGCUCCGCCAUCAAUGUCGGCACCCUGCCCAGUCGUUUUCAGCUGCUGUUCCUUACCGGCUACCUGGCAACCAAUAUCGCAUUUUGCGUCAUCGAUAUCCCGUUUGCUGGCUCCUUCGCCGACGCGGCUAAGCAGCUCCGAAACCGAACCGGUACCUUGGCUGUCGUUAAUAUGAUUCCACUCUUCCUCAUGGCUGGACGCAACAACCCGUUGAUCCAGAUGCUGGGCAUCUCGUUUGACACAUUCAACUUGCUGCACCGUUGGUUCGGUCGUAUCGUCAUCCUCGAGUCCAUCGCUCAUACUCUGGCUUGGAUGUCCAGCACUGCUAAGGCAUCAAGCUGGGAAGCUGCUAUUACGUCAGCUACCACGGUUCCCUUUUUGCUCUUUGGCUUUGUCGCCACUUGCGCCUUCACCGCUAUUGGCAUUCAGGCCUCGAGUCCUAUCAGGCACGCAUUUUACGAGACAUUCAAGCUUCUCCACAUCCUACUGGCCAUUACGGCCGUUGUCGGUGUUUGGUAUCACUUACAGAUGAAGGCUCUGCCUCAGCUCAAGUACCUUUGGCCUGUCAUCAUUUUCUGGGCCUGUGAUCGCGCCUCGCGUGCCGCUCGUGUUUUCUAUGGCAAUGUAGGACAUGGCGGCAGCAAAGCCCUCGUCGAGGCCCUUCCCGGCAAUGCCUGCCGUGUCACAGUCACCAUGGUUCGUCCCUGGACUUUCGGGCCUGGCCAGCACGCCUAUGUGUACUUGCCUUCCAUCAGUCUUUUGCAGUCUCACCCCUUUUCCGUUGCGUGGAGCGAGGAGGCCGAGGACCCCUUGGCCGAGAAGGCUUCUCUUAACCGUCAGGAUAUCCUCGCUAUGCGAAAGACUACUAUGUCCUUCGUGAUGCGCGCCCGAACUGGCAUGACGGAUACGCUGUACCGCAAGGCGGCUGCUUGCCCUGAGGGUAAGAUGACGACAACUUGCAUGGUGGAGGGUCCUUAUGGCGGCAUGCACAGCAUGCGCUCCUACGGCACUGUCAUGCUAUUUGCCGGCGGCGUUGGAAUCACUCACCAGGUUCCCCAUGUGCGUGAUCUCGUUGCUGGCUACGCCAAUGGAACGGUUGCCGCCCGGAGGGUGAUUCUUGUGUGGACCAUUCAGAGCCCUGAGCAUCUCGAAUGGAUUCGCCCCUGGAUGACGGAGAUUCUGGCCAUGGAGAAGCGUAGAGAUGUUCUCCGCAUCAUGCUCUUCGUCAGUCGACCGCGCUCCACCAAGGAGAUCCACAGCCCUUCGUCAACUGUUCAGAUGUUUCCCGGUCGACCCAACAUCGAAACGCUUAUCAAGGCCGAGCAGGAGUCGCAGGUCGGAACCAUGGGCAUCAGUGUGUGUGGUCCUGGUGCUCUUAGUGACGAGGUCCGUCGCGCCGUCCGCGACCGCCAGUACGACUCAGCGAUCGACUUCAACGAGGAGGCCUUCUCGUGGUAAUGGAUGGAUGACGAUGAUUAUGAGGGAAGGUUGUAUCCUGGCUGCAAAUCACAAGGCUGCCACAGCGACAUUUGCAUCCUGAACGAGCAUCAAAUGAUAUCGAGCCAUACAGAAAGGAUGAUCUAAGCCAAUAUGGGUUGAGAAUGCUCAAGGCUUCUUCAUAUUGGAGGGAGGUGUUGCAUACUUGAAUUCUAUCGAAUGUAAAUAUAGGGAUUAUUAUAUACAGUGUAGCCACUUACACACAAUUUAUGUAGUUGGGAGAAAUAGCGGGGUAAGCAGCUUGGAUGCGUCACUCUCGCAGCACUGAAGGUCACUAGGCACAAUCACUGGUCCCAAACCCCUGUCUGUUCCGUUGUGGCCCGUGCAUUAUCCUUGUAAGCCAGGCAUUCCAGGCCACGGCACCCCAUCCGUACUUUGAUGCC